AGAUAAUUCGUCUUUGAGUUGAAUGAGUGGAGAGUGGACAUGACCUGAAAGACAAGAAAUUAAUAGCUAGCAUAUAUCAGGUGCUUUUUGGAAACAUUUUAGCUUACAGUCAUAACAAAGAUGCAACGAUGACUCAACCACAGCUAAAUGAGUUCAUUCCCCCUCCGGAGUGCCCUGUUUUUGAGCCCAGCUGGGAGGAAUUUGCCGACCCUUUUGCGUACAUCAACAAAAUACGACCCAUUGCAGAGAAAACUGGCAUCUGCAAAGUGCGCCCGCCACCGCAAUGGCAGCCACCAUUUGCCUGUGAUGUUGACCGACUGAAGUUUACACCAAGGAUACAAAGACUUAAUGAAUUGGAGGCUCAGACCAGAGUAAAGCUCAACUUCCUGGAUCAAAUUGCAAAGUUCUGGGAGCUUCAAGGAUGCACCCUGAAAAUCCCUCAUGUGGAGAGAAAGAUUUUGGAUCUUUACCAGCUGAAUAGGCUGGUGAAUGAGGAAGGCGGCUUCGAUGCUGUCUGCAGAGAGCGGCGCUGGACUAAGAUAUCCGUCAAGAUGGGCUUUGCUCCGGGCAAGGCUAUCGGCUCUCACCUGCGGGCCCACUAUGAGAGGAUCCUCUACCCAUACAACCUGUUCCAGACUGGAGACAAUCAGCCUAGAGCCACCCUGACCAAUGACACUAAAGAUAAGGAGUACACCCCUCACGACCUGCCGCAGCGGCAGUCUGUUCAGCCCCAGGAGACCUGCAGCAUCGCUCGCAGAGCCAAGCGCAUGAGAUCAGAAAGAGGUUGUGUUAAAACCGAACCAGGGGAAGUUUGUGAGAAUCGUCCUAAUCUCAGGAGGAGGAUGGGAACAUAUGCUGGCAAACACGAACCUGUGCGAAUGGCAGUCCCUGAGGUGAAACAGGAGCCCAUUAAAUAUGAGGAUCCAACAGUUUACGGAGAAACUGUAUUAGAUAAUAAACCUCCUUCAAGUAAAGUGGAUCAGUACAUGUGCAUGGUUUGUGGCAAUGAUACUGCUGAGGACCGGCUGCUGCUGUGUGACGGCUGCGAUGACAGCUAUCAUAUCUUCUGUCUGAUCCCCCCCCUCCACGACGUUCCCAAAGGAGACUGGCGAUGCCCCAAGUGCCUGGCUCAGGAAUGUGGCAAACCUCCUGUCGCUUUUGGCUUCGAGCAGGCCAGCAGGAGCUACACCCUCCAGUCUUUUGGAGACAUGGCAGAUUCCUUCAAGUCGGAUUAUUUCAACAUGCCAGUUCAUAUGGUUCCCACUGAGCUGGUGGAGAAGGAGUUCUGGCGUCUGGUCAGCACCAUCGAGGACGAUGUGACUGUGGAGUACGGUGCAGACAUCGCCUCCAAGGAGUUUGGGAGUGGUUUCCCUUUGACCACCAGCCAUUUCGAAGUCUCUCCUGAAGAUAAGCAUUACCUGAGCAGCGGUUGGAACCUGAACAACAUGCCGGUGCUGGAUUCCUCCGUGUUGACUCACAUUACAGCUGACAUCUGUGGCAUGAAGUUACCCUGGCUGUAUGUGGGCAUGUGCUUCUCCUCCUUCUGCUGGCACAUCGAGGACCACUGGAGCUACUCCAUAAACUACCUCCACUGGGGGGAGCCGAAGACGUGGUAUGGGGCUCCUGGUUACGCCGCAGAGCACCUGGAGUCGGUCAUGAAGAACCUGGCACCGGAGCUGUUUGAAUCGCAGCCCGACCUCCUUCACCAGCUGGUCACCAUCAUGAAUCCCAACACGCUGAUGAACAACGGCGUCCCGAUCUAUCGGACCAACCAGUGUGCAGGAGAGUUUGUCAUCACCUUCCCCAGAGCGUACCACAGUGGGUUCAACCAGGGCUUCAACUUCGCUGAAGCUGUUAACUUCUGCACCAUGGACUGGAUGCCCAUCGGCCGUGAGUGUGUGUCUCACUAUCGAGACCUGAGCAGGUACUGCGUCUUCUCGCACGACGAGAUGGUUUGUAACAUGGCCUGCAAAGCAGACACGAUGGAUGUGGAGCUGGCGUCGGCGGUGCAGAAGGAGAUGAUCGUGAUGGUCCGAGAGGAAGAACAACUAAGAGGGAAGAUUGACAAGAUGGGUGUGGUGCAGUCUCAACAGGUGGAUUAUGAAGUGCUCCCAGAUGAGGAGCGGCAGUGCUGCAAAUGUCGGACCACCUGCUUCCUGUCUGGCAUCACCUGUGCCUGCAGUCCUGGCAAGAUGGUCUGUCUGCACCACGCCCGGCACCUCUGCGGCUGUCCUCAUAGCAACAUGACACUCCAUUACAAGUUCAAACUGGAUGAGCUGUAUUCCAUGAAGGCCUCAGUGACGCAGCGUGCAGAGUCCUAUAAAGAGUGGCUCUGUUGUGUGCGGGAAAUCCUGGAGAACAAAGGAGAGAAGAAACGAGGUUUGGAAGAGCUUCAUGGCCUGGUGGAGCAGGCAGAAACGAAGGCGUUCCCACAGAUCAGCCUCGUGGAGCAGCUGCGCGUGGUCGCCUCAGAAGCUGAUAAAGUUGCUGCGAUGGCCCAACAGCUUCUUAAUGGAAAGAGGCAGACAAGGUAUCGUUCUGGAGGAGGAAGGUCUCAAAGCCAAAAUGAAUUGACUGUUGAGGAGCUGAGGUCUUUUGUCCGACAGUUCGACAGCCUGCCCUGCAGCAUCCGACAGGCUCCUUUACUGAAGGACCUGUUGACCCGGGUGGAUGACUUCCAGCAGCGCAGCGAGUGUCUCCUCUCUGAUGAGUCUCCCAGUCCGGCGGAGCUGCAGGACCUGCUGGACGUGAGCCUGGGCCUGGACGUGGAGCUGCCUCAGCUUCCCCUCCUCAGGGAGAGACUGGAGCAGGCCCGCUGGCUGGAGGCCGUGCAGACAGCCAGCAGCCGGCCAGAAAGCCUCUGCCUGGACACCAUGAGGAGGCUGAUCGACCAGGGUGUGGGCUUGGCACCUCACAGCUCUGUGGAGAGAGCCAUGGCUCGUCUGCAGGAGCUGCUCACUGUGUCGGAGCAGUGGGAGGAGCGGGUGCUCAGCCUCAUGGAAGCCAGACCGUGUCACAGCUUGGAAACGCUCGAGGAUGCCCUUCAAGAAGUAGAAAACAUCCCUGCAUAUCUGCCCAACUGUCUGCAGCUGAAGGACGUCGUCACCAAGGCCAAGAAAUGGCUUCAUGAAGCUGAAGCACUCCAGCUCGGGGGUCGUAUUCCUGUGGUGGACAGCCUCUCUGAGCUGCUUCUCCGAGCAGAGGGCAUCCCAGCGAGGCUCAACCCGCUGAGUCGGCUGGAGGCCCUCGUCACUGAUGUUCAGACCUGGAAGGAGAGCGCAGCCAAGACAUUCCUACUGAAAAACUCACCUUUCUCUCUCCUGGAGGUGCUCUGUCCGAGGUGUGAUGUAGGAACCGUACAUCAAAAGUCGAGGACUAAAAAAGUAGCUAAGGAAGCUGCACCGAUCAGUAAGAAAUCGUCAACAAAACUGGAGUCCCUGUGUGACGUGGAGAGAGCGCUCUCUGAGAGCAAGGACUCUGCCUCUGCUAUGGCCACUCUUGCUGAUGUUCGCCAGAGGGAGAUGGAGAUCCUGUUGUCUCUGCGUACUUCCAAUGAGUUCAAGUUCGUUCCUGCUGAAAACUGUAGUGCACUUAGUGUUUGCGUUUGCCAAAAGGCCCCUUCAGGAGCCAUGAUGCAGUGUGAGCUCUGUCGAGAAGUUUUCCACUGCGACUGCGUAUCAACAUCCCCCGACCUCGAGUUCGGCCAGGCCUGGCUCUGCCCGCUAUGCCAGCGGUCGAGGAAACCGCCUCUGGACAAAGUGCUGCCGCUGCUGGCCUCACUGCAGAGGAUCCGGGUUCGGCUGCCGGAAGGGGACGCCCUGCGCUUCCUCAUCGAGAGGACGGUGCGAUGGCAGCACAAAGUUCAGCAGGCCUGCACAGAGGGAGCGCUGGAGAAAGUGUCCAAGACGGGGAGAGCUGGACCUGCAGUAUCUUCACAUCUGACUCAGGAAAUAAACGGUUCAUUUCUCCACACGGAUCAUCAAUCUGUUCCACUCCAGGGUCUCGGUCCGGAACUGGAGGAGCUGAUGGUGGAGGGAUUCCUGCUACAGGUCACUCUCCCUGAAACCGAGCAGCUGUACAGAUACCUGCUGUACAAACUGGCCCCCCCGCCCUCACACAGCCCCCCCUGUGGGACCAACACAGAACCGGACCAACCUCCUCAGAAAGGGAGCCCCCAACACAACAAGAAUGGAGUUCCCAGUGUAAAAAAGGAGUUGCUGAACAGUCAGAGCAAAAGGACCAAGCGACGUAAGGACAGCUCCGACUCGCAGCACAGCGAGAAGGCCAAGAAGUUCCGCAAAAAGAAAUCCAAGAAGAGCAAAGAGAGGAGCGAAGACACCACGCGGACGUGCUCUCCCACACACACCAUGUCCGACCACGCUAAUUCAGACUCGGAGGAGGACUUCUCACUGUGUGCUGCACCAUGGUGCAGAGAGCCAGAGGGGGAUGAGGUAAACUGGGUCCAGUGUGACGGCAGCUGCAAUCAGUGGUUCCACCAGGUUUGUGUUGGAGUUUCUGCUGAGCGAGCAGAGAAAGAGGACUAUGUUUGCAUAAGCUGCACACAGCCAGAGUACGACAGAGGGAAAUGAAGACCAAAAAGUGACUUUGAAGGAUCAGCAGUUUUUGUUGCAAGCCACAGCACUUAACGUUCACACCUGGACUCUGUGUGCUCCUGUUGCUUCUCCCCUUUACCUUCUGGCUUGCCCUUAAUGAACUUAGUGAACCUGGUGCUAUUUACUGUUUUUAAUUUUCUCCAGAGUUACAAAAGACUUCUGUCACUGUUUUUCUUCACAUGGCUGAUUUUUCAGCCAAUCAACUAAUCCUUUCUGAAACUUUCCAAGACUCGAUGCAGAUGUACAAAACAGCAAAAUGUUUCAAAAGCGCAGGGAUUUUUCAACCAAAAACAAAAUGACAAUUUGACGUCACAUUUUAGAACUGCUUUUUUAUUUUACAUACAUCUGAACAAUGUGAAACGUAUUUUUCUCUUGUAGAGUAAAUAUUAUUUAUCCAAGCAAUAACUGAACUGAUGAAUUGAGGUUUGGUUUUCACCAGAGAUAUAUUUGUGCUCAGAAAUUCUUCGAGAGAAUCCCUUCUUGAAGCGAAAACCCUGAAGAAUUCACUUUACGAAUCCUAUGAUACUACACAGGUAACAACGGAACUUGAAAUCAGAAACUUGAGCAUCUGUUUGUCCGAGAUUGUAUAUCUAAUACUUUCCAAAGUAAGCACCUAACUAUUUGCCCAUAUCCCUUAAUAAGUCAUUGACAAGAAUAUAAAGUCUGGUUCCGUAUUGCGCUGUCUGCAGAGGGAAACAAGAAUCUUGGCGCCGGGUGAGCCUGCGAUUAUGUUCACAAAUUAAUAAUGAACUGUCCGACAUCAAAGGAAUGUACAUUUUAUUUUAGGGUGGUUUUUCCCUUUAUGGUUUAGAUGAAAAUAUUGUGUUGGACUUAGAUUUAACACACUGUGUGAUUAAUUGCCACGGGUAUAUGACCUUUUUCUGCUCCUUUCGGUAAAUAAUAUAAUUCAUAUGUUGCAGUUUGCAUUAUAAAAUAAAUAAAAAUAUUUGUUCCCAAA
This is a messenger RNA of Eleginops maclovinus (Patagonian blennie), 5571 nucleotides long. RefSeq names its product lysine demethylase 5Ba (gene kdm5ba). NCBI's taxonomy places the organism in Eukaryota, Metazoa, Chordata, Actinopteri, Perciformes, Eleginopidae. Gene Ontology annotation, cellular component: chromatin; nucleus. The record is from RefSeq and is a predicted model, not a curated record. The transcript is spliced from 27 exons. Gene Ontology annotation, biological process: regulation of DNA-templated transcription; chromatin remodeling. Gene Ontology annotation, molecular function: DNA binding; histone H3K4me/H3K4me2/H3K4me3 demethylase activity. The coding region runs from base 129 to 4589 and encodes 1486 amino acids.